Centropristis striata (black sea bass) is the source of this 3236-nucleotide messenger RNA. RefSeq names its product potassium voltage-gated channel interacting protein 4a (gene kcnip4a). Gene Ontology annotation, cellular component: voltage-gated potassium channel complex. Gene Ontology annotation, biological process: regulation of potassium ion transmembrane transport. Lineage: Eukaryota; Metazoa; Chordata; Actinopteri; Perciformes; Serranidae. The transcript is spliced from 8 exons. The record is from RefSeq and is a predicted model, not a curated record. The coding region runs from base 218 to 892 and encodes 224 amino acids. Gene Ontology annotation, molecular function: calcium ion binding; potassium channel regulator activity.
CACUCACUCAUGAUCAUCACUCCCGCCACACGCACCUCAAGGGCCACGCUGACACAACCAGAAGAGUGGAGGAGAGAAGAGGAUACUCGCCCUGUCGCAGGACUUUGUCAAACUAAAAGUCUUCUUUGGAUUGGUUUUUAUUUAUUUUCUUUUAACCCUGAGGUCAGAAUCCUCCUUUUGUGCUGACCUUUCCAAGCCCCCCCUCCCAGGAGCAAAGAUGAGCUGCAGGAAGAGGUGCAAGCGGGAGAUCUUCAAGUUCGCACAGUACAUGUAUAGAUUUGUCACGGGCACCCUCCAUACCGACAGCGUUGAAGAUGAGCUUGAGCUAUCCACAGUUCGCCAUCGCCCCGAGGGCCUCGAACAGCUGGAAGCCCAGACACGUUUCAACCGCAAGGAGCUACAGAUCCUCUACCGCGGCUUCAAAAAUGAAUGCCCCAGUGGAGUCGUCAACGAAGACACUUUUAAAGACAUCUACGCACAGUUUUUUCCACAAGGAGAUGCUUCAACAUACGCGCAUUUCCUGUUCAAUGCAUUUGACACAGACCACAAUGGCUCUGUGAGUUUUGAGGAUUUUGUUAUGGGCCUUUCUAUCCUCCUGCGAGGCACAAUCCAGGAAAAACUCAACUGGGCUUUCAACUUGUAUGAUAUCAAUAAAGAUGGCUAUAUCACUAAAGAGGAAAUGCUAGACAUCAUGAAGGCCAUCUACGACAUGAUGGGAAAAUGCACAUAUCCUGUCCUCAAAGAGGAGACGCCUCGUCAGCAUGUAGAAGUAUUCUUUCAGAAGAUGGAUAAGAAUAAAGACGGAGUGGUAACCAUCGACGAGUUCAUCGACUGCUGCCAAAAUGAUGAAAACAUCAUGCGAUCAAUGCACCUCUUUGAAAAUGUUCUUUAACUUUUGGCUGGCUAUGGAGGCUUUGGAAGAGAACAUCGUCUUUAGCUUGGCCCAAUAACUGACUGGGACUCAUACUGUGUACAGUGUGCUAUGCAGACUUUUGAUCAUAGAUAAAAUAUUGUUCAUUACUGUGGGCCACAAGUAGGAGUAGGCAAUAUGGUGAGAACACUCUGGAAUGAGUUGCCUUUUGAACAUUUUGUUCAAUAAAUUGAUGAUUAUAUAAAAAUGAAUAGAAAAUUCAAGGUUGAUUUCCACCAUUUGUCUCUGGAGUGUCUUUCUAUUUGCUUUACACAAGUAGUGCAAACUGUGUUAGCCUCCAACAUUAUAAACACACAGAAAAGGAGAGAUUUGUGAUGAAAUGGUUAAGAUGGAAUGCUUCUCUCGCUGUUGCAGCCUUGACUUGUUUUAUUUACUGCCAAGUGAAAUCACUGUGACUUUUUACAGCUUAAAAAACUGAACAAAUAAUCUGAGUAUCUGUUUUUACAUUCCAGACUGGCUCUCACUUCCAGAGUGUUCUUACCCCGACUUAGUUAAUCAUUGUGGUCUGUCUUUUUGCUCUUUCAAGGAAGCAUUUAGAGAAAAAACAUACAUUGUACCAUUUUAAAGUGUAUAUACUAUAGAUAAAUCAUUAGAUAAGAACUCUAUGAGAAACUGUUCAUGUUUACUUGCCAACUAGAAUGAGACAACACAAGGAUUGUAUUGAUGUCAAAAUCGGACCAUAAUAUCGAUGGUUUGUCUACAGAAGCACACAGGUAGCUAUAUUUACCAUGAGUAUAACAUUAGACGAUGGUGUGUUUUGUCAUAAGAUAAAUGCUGCUUUCAGUGUAUUUCAUUUAACCCUAUGUAUGUUAAUUCCCUGUAAAGUAAACCAUCUAUCUGUUUUUAUUUUGACGCACUGUUUAGGAGUUUACACUAAAAGCAGUGUUUGGGGUUAUUUAUAUGGUGUUAUAUCAUUGUACAAAACAUUGUCGGUUGUACAGUAUUAAAUGAAAGUUUGCUUUCGGGUGAAAUUCAGGUCUUUAGAUUUGUUCAUAUAAUUCACUGUUUUUAUCAGAAGGGGCAGCGGGGUUUGGUUGUUGAAAAAAAAACACUAUCUUUGUAUUAUAUGCAUCAUUUUUGGGUCAUCUGCUUAAACGCUUCCUGCUGUUUUCCUCCUCUUCAUCCUGUGGGCCCAAGUCCAGCUGCCCACGCCUAUCAGCCUGAUACAGAGGUACCUGCUGUCUGUGAUUAAACCAUUGCUUGGUCCCAAAUGUGAGCAAACACAAGGCAUGCUGGAUCAAAGUGUCACUUCCUAUUGCUCGUUGGAAACUACUGGAUCACUGAGAGAAGUGACUGGACAUUAUGUAUGUAAGUUACUGGGUGUUUCAAUCUGACUUUUUCUUCUUUUUUUUCCACAAUGACUUGGAUAUUGGAUACAGGAAGUAUCUAUCAAACCAGCCGGAAAUCUGAUAAACACUUGAGAAUUGGUGUUUGCGGCAUUUGACAGCUUAUCAUGUUGUUUUUCAUUCAAAGUGUUCAUAAAGUAUGUUGCUACACUCUCCUCAGUGAGGCAUGUUAGUCAUUCAUUAAAAAAAACAAGGCACAUUGUUAUUGGAGAUAAUGUGUAUAUUUUCAUCAAGAAAUUGCCAUUUUUCCUUGAUUUGUGUUCCUUACUGUUUCUCUAAAUCUUUGUUUGCUUGACAGCUCAGUUAAUAUUCUCAGAAAUGUGAUGAUGGAAAGUAACUGAUAGAAUGUUAAACAAAUGCUUGCUUACAACACUUAUCUACAGUAAAUCCCAGUGGAUAGAGGCGUGGUCUUUUUGAAAAUAAUUAAGCAUUUCUACUCCUGUAAAUAAUAUCCAAACUCAGCUAUCAAUGACAAAAGUGAAAUAAAUUAUCAUAAUAAUCUAACUUUCAAAAGUGUGUUAAAUGACUAAGUACACAUUAAAGGCCAAAAAAUAUGUUUGCUUGUGGUUAAAGAAACCACUUUAGUGUGCUGUAAUACUGUUGUUUAGGAAAGUAGAGGGAAAUGUCUGAUCUGUACACAUUAAAGGGAUAGUUAGGAUUUUUUAAAUCAGAGUUUAUAUGAGGUACUUAUCCAUUGUCAGUGUUUAAUACCAGUAUAUUUGAUGGCGGUCGGCACUGCCCCAGUUUGGAGAUAGAUAUCCAUCUAACCAGACUCCUUUGACGAAAACUGUAAUUUUACCUUUCAGAAGGUGUAAGUUACUCCUCAUUUGAUUAGUUUGUUUUACUUUUCUUGUUUUAACCUUUAAUAGGGCACUCAUUGAAAUACUUGCAAAUUCCAAAUUUCAACCCUAGAGAAUAUUGGAGGAUAUUACAUACAGCCAGAAUGUGUAAAAAAACAA